Struthio camelus australis is the source of this 2862-nucleotide messenger RNA. It is a transcript of the gene ASB9, whose product is annotated as ankyrin repeat and SOCS box containing 9. NCBI's taxonomy places the organism in Eukaryota, Metazoa, Chordata, Aves, Struthioniformes, Struthionidae. The record is from RefSeq and is a predicted model, not a curated record. Gene Ontology annotation, molecular function: protein binding. Gene Ontology annotation, biological process: positive regulation of protein catabolic process; protein ubiquitination; intracellular signal transduction.
GUUUCUGCAUAAAGUGCUGCCGGCACCAAGUUCCAGUCUGCUGCAAGGUUUGUUUGACUUGCGCACACAGAGCCUGCUUAAUAGAUUACUCCCAUAGGCAGGGGUUCAUCGGGGAGGAUGGAAUUUGAACUCUCAAGAGCAACUGUGAAGUGAAAAAACAGAAUUUGGACAGCCUAGGCUGAGAUGGAUGAUGAGGGAACAAAUCAAAACACCAGCAAAUUGCCAGGAGCCGGAGGCCAGCCAUCUGCAACUUCUCUAGCAAACCCACUGAUGAGGGACUUUGUUUCAGACUGGUCUCCUUUACAUGAUGCCUCUGUCCAUGGGCGUCUGCUUACUCUGAAGAAACUCAUCAACCAGGGGAGCAAUGUUAAUCUACUUACAGCAGACCAGGUCUCCCCUCUCCAUGAAGCCUGCCUAGGAGGUCAUGCUGCUUGUGCCAGUGUCUUAUUAAAGCAUGGUGCUCAGGUAAAUGGAGUUACUGUUGACUGGCACACCCCUUUGUUCAAUGCUUGUGUCAGUGGCAGUGUGGCUUGCUUGAAUUUAUUGCUGCAGCAUGGAGCCAGUCUGCACCCACCCUGUGACCUAGCAUCCCCUAUCCACGAAGCUGCUAAGAGAGGUCAUGAGCAAUGUGUUGAAUUCCUCGUGUCCCGUGGAGUAAAUAUAGAUCACGACAUCAAACAUCUGGGUACUCCACUUUAUGUAGCUUGUGAAAACCAGCAAGUAAACUGUGCUAAGAAGUUUCUUGAGUCAGGGGCAAACGUGAAUCAUGGCAAGGGCCUGGAUUCCCCUCUGCACGUGGCUGCCAGGAACUGCAAUGCCGAGCUGGUGACGCUGCUGAUCGACUUUGGAGCAGACAUCUGGGCAAAGAACGCGGACAGAAAAAGGCCGAUGGAGCUGGUUCCUCCGAGCAGCCCCCUGAGUCAACUCUUUCUGCAGAAAGAAGAAGCACGCCCUGCAGCUACAAGUCCAAGACCAAUUACAGUCUGCCAUGGGAGGGAGCACAGUGGAUAUUGGCUGUCCCGCUCCACAGUUAGGACCUAUAUCCGCUCAUGCCUUCGUGGGGAGAGCAGGCACCAGAGCUCACCCCAUCCCGUGGCCAAGAUGCCGAAACACCGGCUCCGCUGCCAGCGCCAACCCAUCUCCCGCUCCGAGCCAUGGUGCCUCCUGUGUGAGCAAUGCCACAGCUUCUGCAGACCCAGCACCCGAGCAUCGGAGGGGCAAACCAACCACAGCGGCGCUGCUGGAAAUCCUUUUUGCUUAGUUGUGAAGGCUCCUGCAAGGCUGGGCUGGGGUGUGUGGCAGCUGACUGUGCUGUGCUGACGUAGAGCGAGCAUGUGGAAAAAUGCUGCCUGGCCUGUGCUGGUGAAACAGUUAACUUCAGCAGUGAGAUAUACUGCGUCCUCAGCUCGUGAGUGGAGAGAAUGACAGCUUUCAGUUAAGACACCUUAUUUUGAUGUUUACAGUGUCCGCAGUGCAAGCCUUCUUCUCACACAUGGGAAACUCAAGAGGAUGGAUCAAAUCCUACACCUGUGUGCUCAUAUUUGCUGUAAAUUACAAUUUGCAUCCUAACACUGUCCAGUACAAAUGCAGGCGGUAGAUGAUCUGUAUGAGGGUUUGGUUUUGUGCUUGCCAAACACAGCAAGAGUAGUUCUGUGAGUUUUGUGGGACACUAGAUUGUACUCUAACGGGACAAACACAUUUUGGUCUAUAACUUCCAUCGGGAUACAGACACGUAGAAACCUUUGUUGAUCUGACUCCAUUCGUCACACCUAAUUUGAGCCAUCUGAAAAUUCCCUGGCUGGUUUAAGAUGGCCGUGUAUAUUCUUCCCCUCCUAAUGAGAAAGAAAAAUAGAAACCUGUCUUGAUAGACUGAAUAAAAGCAAGUAUCUUAGACAGGUGGCUCCUUCUAAAAUCAAUAUAUUGGAUAAGCAGAAUCUGCGUUGAAUAGAAGGGAAUAGAUAAUUAACUUAGCACUUAACUUUCAGAAAGUUAAAGUUAAGCAUGCAGAAUCCCUGCUUAGGUGACCACAUCUGAAAAUUGAAAAAGCAGCUUGUCAUAUUAUAAAUGAUGAAGAACAAUUUUUUUACCUGCUAGUUUUAUCAUUUACCUUUAAGCAUCUUAUUUUUUAACCUCAACCCGUGGGUUUAUAGGAUUAAUGCUAAUAUCAGGAGAAAAUUGCUCAUAGAAGGUAUUUAGAGUGUUGUUUCUAAGAUUUGUUUUUCUUCUGGAAAUUUCAUAGCAUUACUCUGUUUACUUGAAUUUCCCUGGUCAUGUAUAAUUAGGAUGAACUCUCUAUGCACAGUUUGUAUCAUCUCAGUAUAUUUGCUAAUUUAUUUUAAUAUUAGUUAUGAUCCACACUGGUGAAUUACAUCUUUAUGCAUCAACACUUAUCCAGUUACACACUGUAAAAGUUGUACACGAUGCAAACUGAGUAAGCUCAGAAUAAGUAAGAUUUGGAGUUUUUUCUAUGUUUGAAACCAUUUCAUAUGUAAUGCUGGAUUUCAAAUAUUGUCAUGAAUAUAUUUUUUCAGAUUCUUUGCCAUUAUUUUCUUAGCAGUUUAAUGAUAGUCAACUGGCAACUGUAUAUGAUAUUUGCUCAGAAAUAUAUGAUUUGUACUGUAUUUUUGUUUUCACUCUUUUUUUAAGUGACAGAACUAAUUUUCUGCAGAAUCUGAUAUUAUGGAGUUUAGGACUGAAUUCUAAUCAUUUGGCAUGCUGCCUACAAAAUAGUAGUACACAGUAGUUCUUUUUAAAUAGACCUGCACUAUAGAUGACACUAAGAUGCAGAUACUGUGUAAAUCCUAUCCUCUUGCUGAUGUUUUAAGGUAGCGUUGGACUCCAGCAAUUAUUUUUCUGUUCACU